Prorocentrum cordatum is the source of this 1890-nucleotide messenger RNA. The record is from the annotation of a GenBank genome assembly. Lineage: Eukaryota; Dinophyceae; Prorocentrales; Prorocentraceae.
AUGGCUGCCCUCAUGCGGCAGAUCGACUUGGAAGGGUUGCCAGAGUCUUUCUCGUGCUCCACCAUCGCGAGGGAGAAGACUGCCGCCGCCCAGUUAGCCACUAGCUUCGGUCAGCUGGUCCAGUGCAGUAGGAUCCGCUCGAAGGCGGGCACAUACAUGGACGUGUGGAUGCAGCAUCCGCUCGGCUUUCUCGAGAAGGCUUGCGAGCGUUCCCCGUCAUUUCGGUCAGCCUUCUUGGCGGCAAUGCAAGCAUCUGGCGGGGAGAUUGGUAUCCUUAUCUACUCGGACGAGAUCGUCCCUGGCAAUGUAUUGUCAGACCGCAACCUUCGCAAGAGCCAGGCCAUCUACUGGUCGCUUCAGCAGUUCAAGUUCCCAGCACUUUGCAACGAGCUAUGCUGGAUGACAGCGUGCACCAUGAGGUCUCCAGAAGUCGACAAGAUUGACGGUGGCAUCAGCUCAGUCAUGAAACACGUGCUUCGCAUGUUCAUGGGGCGCCCGCAUGCCGCCGACCUUCGGGACGGCGUGACCCUGAGGAUCGGGCCCGAGCGAUUGCUCGUCCAUGGGUCACUGGCCAACAUGAUCCAGGACGAGCGGGCCCACAAGUUCGUGAUCGAGUGUAAGGGCGCCACGGGGUUGAAGAUAUGUUGCAGAUGUUCUAACGUGAUGUUGCCGACGUCGGAUUAUUUGCCUGACCCCACGGGUUUUCUAGUGUCUGGGCAUUGCAUUGACGUGAGCCAGUUCCAGCAGCACACCGACCAGUCCAUCAGGGAUAUUCAAGCUUUGUUGAAAAGGAAGGCGGAGACUUCUACAGCUGCUGACUUGGCUGAGACCGAGACCUUGCUUGGGUUCGCAUACAGCCCAGAGUCGAUGUUGCAAGAUAUGCACCUCGACAUCCCCCUGAUGUCGAUCAUGUCGUGGGAUUGGAUGCAUUGCUACUUGGUGGGCGGCUUGUUCAUCCGUGAAUGCGCUGAACUGCUCGCUCGGCUCCAACCUCUCGGUUAUGGGAUCAGGCGCCUUCACGAGUACUUGCAGCAUUGGGAGUGGCCCAAGGGCUACGGCGAUGCCAAACUGACUUGUUCAAAGGCAUCGCUCACGGGCAACGCCUCGCACAUGCUGUCCCUGGCGCCUGUCCUGGCCAAGUACGUUAGGGAUGUUGUGCCUCGUGGGUCUCUGCCAGCAGAGACGCAAAGUUGCAUGGUGGCGUGCAGGGUGCUCGGGCUGUUGCAAAUUGUGAACAGCGGCCAUGUGUCCGCGACUGAUCUGGGCGAGGCGAUCGCGGAGCACGCGCGGCUACACCGCGCGGCGUACGGGGUCGAGCUAUGGAAGCCAAAGGACCACUGGAUCCUUCAUUUGCCAGGUCAGCUCCUCAGGGAUGGCAUGUUGCUGAGCACUUUUUUGAUGGAGCGCAAGCACCGCUCCAUCAAGCGAUGCAUGCAGGCUCGCUCCAACACCACCAACUUCGACAAAGGCACCAUGCUUGAAUUGACCGCCCAGCACUUGUGGGAACUCGGAACUCACGAGAUUUUCGGCGUGGACUUGCUCGGCCCGAAGAAGGCCAGCAAGAAGAUCGAUGCAGCUCUACGCGCAGAGCUAGUGUUGCCAGCGGACUGCCCGAUCUUUUCGUCUAGGGCUGUUCAGGUCCACUCGAGGGCCGUCUACAUGUCUGACGUUGUCGCAUACGACUGCGGCGACGGCAUAUGCUUCGGUAAAGUGUAUUUUCACUGCAAGAUCGGUGAUGACCUCAUCAGCUGUAUCUCUCCGUGGGGUUUGGUAGAGAUGGCUGACGAGGUCGCGCGCUGUGUUGUUCGGGACGAGCCGAUCCUGAUGCCUACACAGCACAUCAUCGAGUCUUGUGUGCACUUCCCUGCGGGCGCGGGGUGCGUGUCGCAG